AUGACGUACGCGGCUAACAUCAAGAAAAACUGUUUCAUAGCCGAAACAGAGGAUAACUUCAGAAACAGCUCUUCCUGUUUCUUGUGAAGCCUGGACUUAAAUUGUUGAGCACCGGGGAGUGUGAACGACCUACGGUCUCAGCUGUCCUGCUCACAUUCGAGGACCGAAGAAACCUAGCCGUGCUUCUAAGUGUAGCUAACCUAAAGUGCCGUAGGUAGAAAGCUAGCUGUUAGCUAGCUAGCGAGCAAGAGAAAGUCAACAGCACUUCAUCAUUAAACAGAGCGCUCAUCGACUGUCAAUAUGGAGAAUAAAUAUAACCUCAAGAGUCCAGCGGUCAAGAGGCUGAUGAAAGAGGCUGCUGAACUGAGGGAUCCCACAGAGCACUACCAUGCCCAGCCACUGGAAGAUAACCUCUUUGAAUGGCACUUCUCUGUACGUGGGCCACCAGAUUCUGAUUUCGAUGGUGGGGUUUACCAUGGCAGGAUCGUACUUCCCCCAGAGUACCCCAUGAAGCCCCCCAGCAUCAUCCUCCUCACACCAAAUGGAAGAUUCGAAGUUGGGAAGAAGAUUUGUCUGAGCAUCUCUGGCCACCAUCCAGAAACCUGGCAGCCCUCUUGGAGCAUCCGAACCGCCCUAAUUGCUAUAAUUGGAUUCAUGCCAACAAAAGGAGAGGGAGCAAUAGGAUCUCUUGAUUAUACCCCAGAAGAGAGGAGAGCCCUUGCCAAAAAGUCCCAGGACUUCUGCUGCGAGGCGUGCGGCUGCUCCAUGCGCUCUGCCCUCCUGGCCCUGACCCCCAAUAGCAACCCCAGUGCCGAGGACCACAAGGCUAAAGAACUGGCCCAGCAAAUCAACUUCAAGGCAGAGUCCAGUUUAUCAAGACAGGCAAGUGAGAGCAGAGGUACAGAGAGCGAGCCUUCCACAGUCACCCAGAGUGAAACCUCCACGUCUGCUGGCAGGGAAGCUGCUGAUGGUCCCCAGGCUGAACAGGCAGAGGCGUCUCCAGCAACAGGAUUAGAGUUGCCCCAGGCCCCUGCGGCCCCCGGCACCGGUCGCCCUCUCAGCCCCCGGCAGCGUCGCGCCCAGCAGCACAGCCAACAGGAGCAGAGAGACGGCAGAGAUCCUGCCAGCAGGCCGGCCUUCGCCCCGCCCCCUCGCCAACCUCAGGAGGAAAGCCACGCAGGCUCGGCAGUCCUCAUCGUGGUGCUCACUCUGGCCCUGGCCGCUCUCAUCUUCCGCAGGAUCUACCUUGCUCAAGAGUACAAGUUUGACUACGAGCUGUGACCAACUAGGCCGCACCCCCACCGCACCCUCCUGCUACCGCCCUAACGGAACUAUGACCCGCUGAAGUGGAACUAGAGCCGAGGCAGUGUCUGGCACUGACUUUCUGCCCUCCCUGCUCGUCAGCAGAGUCAGUUCAGUCUCCGCUGAGGAGGAACUUUCACUCCUGCAGAGGAGUUGCUCUACUCACCACAACACCUGAAGGGGGUCUUUUAAUCAUUGUGAAUUUUCUCCUCGGAGAACCAUGUAUUGUUAAAAACGGGAAGCUUUGUUGUGUUUGUGAUCAGUUCAGCAGCGACACACACGCCACAUGUCCCCUUCCAUAUAAUUGUUGUUUAUCCUAGGGCUGCCGCGUGUUCCCAUUAUUUAAUUAUAACUGUAAUAUAAUACAUCAACAACAUAGCAUUAUGGGGGAUUUUUGUCUCAAGGUAAUUAUUUAAUGGUGGAAGUAAAUGCAACGAGUAUAUGUGCUAUAAUGACUUCCUCUUUACGUGUUUUAAUUUCCUACGAGGUCAGUCACACCAUACAGGGCUCCAUUUAAUGAUGCAAGUGCAGCAACUGCUGUGUGGGCGUCUUCAAGUCCUCCAGCUAUUUUGGUUCAUAUGGAUGUGAUUGUCUUGGUAGUGAAGUCUUCAUUCUACUCUCUCUCACAGUGUCGCAAAGGGUCACAUCGUAUUGUAAUUAAUGUGAUGUGUAUGUGAUGCAUUUGAAGAAUAUAACAUGAAUUGCCCCGGCAGUUUAAAAAGUAGAACUGGUGGCAGCGAUGCACAGGAUGGAUGAGCCCUGUUAUUCUGACAGCGCCCACAUAAACAGGCAGAAUGCUGGGUUAUAACCGAGCAGUCUGAUGUGUGCAGAGGUGUGUGUGUGGCAGCACCUUUCAAAUCAGAGGCUGCAGAUUUAUUAACAUAUGUGCCCUGCUGCCUUCAUAUGGCUGCAGGGAUUUAAUGAACGAAAGGAGAAGCUUUAUAGCAUAAAGCAGUUGUGGACAGAUAAUGUAAGAAUCACUCAUAUUCAUUUACUAACAUUCAUGUGUUACACCAUGCUGUGUGACCAUCGUGAUGGGUGACUGCAGACGUGCUGUUACAGGGAUGUUCUCACACUUUGUAGUAGUGAGAAGUCGAGAACGUGCCUUGAGGUCACAGUUUCUGGCACAGGUACUUGGCCUCCUUGUAUAAACUGACAUCACCAAACAAUCUGCCAGUGGUAAACCUGGAAGUCAAACAAAAACAUGCUGCAUACAAGCUCUGUCAGGUCCUCACUGUUCCUCUCACUUCUUUUAGAGACUCAAUUAAAUUAAACAUUUAACAGCAACACUUGUAGAAGUGUGACAGCAUCCUUGCAACAGCUCCUCCCGCAGUCAUACAUUAAAGGGAAAUUCCACCAUUUUUACUCAUCAAAGUCUGUUACCAGGAGCUGGGGAGCCACUCUGCGUAUGUGAAGCAUGUAGUAGAAAGUGUUGUGAGUCUCCAGAGGGAGCUGUGUGAAGUCUGAUUAAUGUUCUCAAGGAUGUCACUUGAGUCAGGAUCGGUUGGGGUGCAAGUCUGCAAGUUUGAAAAUGGGAACAAAAUCUGGGUGUGUGGAGUCAGAGGGAGGUGGUCUCACCAGACCUCUGUAGCCCACUCCUCACUGUGAUGGAGGCUAGAGGCUCCAGGCUACAUUAGCCGCUAGCAUAACUCCACACACCCCAAUCUCCAACUGACAACUGUUGGCAGUCAAGUUGCAUUGUGAGUAAUUUAGGUGCCAGGUGUUGACAAGGAAGAAUGUGUGGAAUAAAAAAACAGUGUCUCUGGUUCUGCUGCAUCGAUUUUAAUGCUUUGUUGUAAAACCGUCCAUUGUGAGUCUGACAGUGUUACAGGACUGUCAUGAUAAAUCGGUGGAGUACUCUUUUAAGGUGGUCACACACCUGCUGUAAUCACAUUAAAAUGUCUUUUUUUUAAAGCUAAUUUAAAUGCGUCUGCUGGUUGGAGGGCUUUAAUUAAAAUUGUUUAUUUGCAGUUUUAAGCAUUGUUUUAUUUUUACAGGAAGUUCCUAGUAUUUAGUUUGCUCUUGUGCAGCUCGUGUAGUGGAUUUGCUCUGAAGACAGACGUGGUUCUGAGAUGUGUGCGCAACUUCUACAACCCAAUUUCCAAGUUCUCAAAAAUACCAACUACUAGCUUUGUACUGCUUCAUUUAAAUGAAACUCCCACCUGUGCUGGGCACAAAAAUCCCAAAGGUCAGUAAAAUACCAGACUGUCAGCUCGCGUCUGGCACUGGUUGUUGUGCUUCCAGUGACGUACAGCCCACAGUGUUAUAAUUCCCAGCAGUCCUGUGAAGGAAAUAAGUUGACUGAUCCAGCAUCGACUAAAUGCAGCAUGUUUACUGGAGUGCAGCAAGAGGGCAUGCUGCUUUGAACUGUCAUCACCAUGGCAACGUUUACUGGUGAGAUAAUUUUAGGGAUUAUUUCCACAAGUAAACAUGACUCUGGUUUUCAGAAAACAGUCAACUGUCUGUAUGCUUUCAGCACAAGAGGGAUGCAUUGGAUUUGUACUCUGAUUGUGGUUCACACCCACAGAAGAGUUUAUUUUAUUUGAAUCAGAAACUCAUUUUUCUGUGGGCACUGUAAUCCCAUUCAGUCGUAUCCCCAGCACCCCCCACCCCCCCUCACUGCCUCUCUCCAUGACUCUCCUGCUGUUUCAUGCUAUUCCCACCACAUCCCUGUGCAUUAAUCUCUUGUCUGGCUUGCAUUCUGAAGCUGUAUGCAAACAAACCCCCCCCCAAACACUGUCUUACGUUUACCCUCUUUGAUAUACUUUGAGUAGGGCUUUAUCACUCUGAUGAGACUUGGAAGAACUGGGAAGCAAUUUAAAUUCACUCUUUGCACAUCGUAGCUGACGCCUUUCGACAUGUACAGCAACUUGGCAGCAUACAAAUAGCUCUGAGGCAGUCGGAGCAGUCUACCUGUUCUACCUGGGGAACAAAUCUGUCUCUGUAGUUUAUCUUUUAUUUGAGCAACAUCUUAUACCUGCAUAUGUCCAGGUAUUACUUGAAGGCAGCAGAGAUUCUGUCUGAAUAUCCAUGUUGUCAGAAUCUCUCCAUAUCUGUCACUUCAGUUAUUGUGCCCAAGGCUGGUGUCGUGGGAUAUAAACAGAAAAUAAACUGCUUGA
Molecule: messenger RNA, 4421 nt
Organism: Chelmon rostratus (copperband butterflyfish)
Lineage: Eukaryota; Metazoa; Chordata; Actinopteri; Chaetodontiformes; Chaetodontidae
Gene: ube2j1
Product: ubiquitin-conjugating enzyme E2, J1
Exons: 8
Coding region: 301-1281 (326 amino acids)
Source: RefSeq, a predicted model, not a curated record